AUGGCGAACGAGGAUGAGAUAAGCAAAGAAGAAAGGCUUGAGCAGGCCCGGAAGAAGUUUGAGGAACUGAAGAAAAAGAAGAAAGGUAAGAAGAAGGGCAAUGUUGGAGACCAUCAACCCGAUUCCCCAAGUAAGGAAGUACCAGACCACAGUCAUAUGGAGACAGCGGCAAAUACAGCAAAAAAUUGGAGCACAGCUGAAGCUUCUGAAUCAGCCAAAUCUGAAACGCUUGCCACUCCUGAUGAUGGCGACUCGGGGGCUGAAUCCAUCAUCAAUAAACAAGAAGCGCGAAUGCUGCCACACAAGAACGAGACUGGUGAUGAAAAGAAGCACUAUGGUGACGACCGCAAGGGCCAAGAAUGCUCGAAAACCGAGAUAGUUGGCUCAACGGAUUUGCCUGACCUGGAUACUGAAAGUGCAGCAAAACAACAAUCUACGCUAGUCGACGAAAGGAGAUUUCAAUCCGCAGAGGAGAGGCAUGGAGAUGUCCCUUCGAAGCAGAUGCGCCAACUUGAGGCGAAAUUAUCAAGUGCGGUUGAGCAGAAUUCCAGGCUCUCAAAGGAAAAUUCGGAACUGAAAUCAGCUCAAGUACGCUUGACAUCAAAAAUUAGUGCAUUAGAAGAGAAGCUGCGAUCUUUUGAAAUAUUAAACGAAAGCUUGCGGCGACAAUUAAGUGAAAACGUUGGUGACACAUCAUGUGCUGAGGUCCCCAAUGGUCGCAACACCUUUCCCGAUUUCUCAUUUGAGAAGGAGUCACCUAUAAAGUCGUCCCCCAGCUUCCAAACGUUCAACAAUUUUAACACUCUAUCAAACGACUAUCUUGACAUAGUUGACAUUCGUGAGCGUCUUUCCCAAUGGAAAGGUUGGAAUCCUGAUAUGAAAUUAUGGAGAACCGUUGGAAGCGGGUCGCUACUUGAGCUGUAG
Messenger RNA from Ogataea angusta, 924 nucleotides. RefSeq lists its product as uncharacterized. The transcript has a single exon. The record is from RefSeq and is a predicted model, not a curated record. The coding region runs from base 1 to 924 and encodes 307 amino acids. NCBI's taxonomy places the organism in Eukaryota, Fungi, Ascomycota, Pichiomycetes, Pichiales, Pichiaceae.